Pangasianodon hypophthalmus (striped catfish) is the source of this 2231-nucleotide messenger RNA. It is a transcript of the gene fkbp8, whose product is annotated as FKBP prolyl isomerase 8. The record is from RefSeq and is a predicted model, not a curated record. Lineage: Eukaryota; Metazoa; Chordata; Actinopteri; Siluriformes; Pangasiidae. Gene Ontology annotation, molecular function: peptidyl-prolyl cis-trans isomerase activity; protein binding. The transcript is spliced from 9 exons. Bases 160 to 1371 code for a protein of 403 amino acids.
UCGGAAAGCUGCGCAUGCGCAGUAUCGCGCCUGAGAGCGCGGCGUCUGUGAAGGUUGCAGUGGGCUCGUAUCCUGCUCGUUUGUUUUGCUGUCGGAGUUGUUUUGCUGUCAGGUAGCUCACGUUCCUUGUCUAGUUCAGAGGGCGUGUCUUAGACUAAGAUGGAAAAUGAAGAGGAGACGUUGCUGAAGAGCCAGGACUCAGUAGAGAAAAGGUUGGGGCGAACGACGCUGUUAGACAGUGGAGAAGAUUUUGAGAUGCUAGAAGAAGUUGAUGAUGGAGUGGAUGAUGAUCUCCCCCCUUUAGAAGAUGCAGGUGUUGGAAGGAAAGAAAGCCAUCAGGCAAAUAAAACAGUGAAAGAAAUCACAGACCCCAGUCAGUGUCCACCCCAAGAGGAAUGGCUGGAUGUCUUGGGAAAUGGGCAGCUGAGAAAGAAAGUUGUAGAAGCUGGGUCUGGUCCUGACAGUAAACCUCAGAGGGGCCAAAACGUCACCAUUAAUCUCAAAACCACUCUGACUGAUGGAACUACAGUGGAGGAGGAGUCCAACGUCUCUUUCACGCUUGGUGAUGGUGAUGUCAUUCAGGCAUUGGAUCUCACUGUGCAGUUAAUGGAGAUGGGAGAAAAGGCUCUGAUUGAAGCAAAGGCCAAAUACGCAUAUGGUGCACUGGGGAGCAGUUCUACUCCUGUUGUGCCCCCCAAUGCUGAUUUGAUUCUGGAGGUGCAUCUCCUGUCUGCUGUUGAUGCUCCUGACCUGGAGCUUCUGCCUCCCUCUGAGAGGAUCAGUUUGGCAAGCAGGAAACGAGAACAGGGCAAUGUGCACUACCAGCGUGGUGAUUACGCCUUUGCUGUUAACUCCUAUGGGAUUGCCCUGCAGAUAACGGAAGCAAGUUCAAAAGUGGACAUCAGCCCUCAGGAAGAAGAGGAGCUGUUGGAUGUAAAGUUGAAAUGCCUAAACAACAUGGCUGCCGCUCAGCUCAAGCUGGACCACUAUGAAGCUGCCCUGCGCUCCUGUGUCUCUGUUUUAGCUUACCAGCCAGACAAUAUCAAAGCUUUGUUUCGUCAGGGCAAGGUACUGGCGCUACAAGGAGAGUAUGCUGAUGCAAUUAGAAGUUUGAAAAGAGCCUUAAAGUUGGAUCCAAGUAACAAGACCAUCCACGCAGAGCUGUCGAAGCUGGUGAAGAAACACUCGGAACAGAAGGGUGCUGAGCAGGCUAUGUACAAGAAGAUGCUUGGAAACCCACCUGACAUCAACACUGUACAGAAACCCCAGGCCAAGUCCUCAUGGAGUAUAAGCUGGAAGUGGUUGUUUGGUGCUACUGCUGUUGCAAUUGGAGGUGUAGCCUUGUCAGUGGUCAUUGCUGCUAGAAAUUAAAUGAGUUCAGGAUGCUAGCAUAAACUUGAUUUUAGAUACACCCUUGUCCAUUUAGAGUACUUUAUGCUUUCUGUCACAGAAUGUAACUUUAUAAAUUAUUAACAAAGUUUCUUUAAAUGCAUGAAAGGUGAUUUGAGAAAAUGUUGAUGUAUGAAGUGAUAAUACAUCUGUAAAAUGAGUAAACUUGCCAUUUUGUUGUGGAAAUGAACUAGGUUAUCUAAAUCUUGGUAAUGUUUAAAGCCUCCUGCAUAAUGAUGUGCGUUUUCUACAUCUCAUCACCUCCUUGGCCUCCUGUGUUUCUGAAUCAGCAAGACUGUUUCUUAUGUAGCCGAUAUGUGCGCUGCUAGCUUGUAUUCCUACAUGGCUCACUUCUAAGCAAUUACAUGGCCAAGGAUAGAGAACAAUAUUCGCUUUUCGCAGUUAUUUCUUCCGUGUUUAACCAGUCCACUGACUAUUUUUUUGGCCUCCUUUGCAUUCAGGAGGGUGUACCUCACCUUUUAAAAUCUCUGACCAAACACUGUAAGGAUUUUACAAGAAAAUCAAACUAAUUGACUUAGACUUUAUUGAUUUAGACCUAUUUUAUGUCUAAAUAUGUAAAUGGUAUUUAUUUUAAAUAUUAUCCUUAAUAUGUCUAAUUUUCUGAAGAAUGAUUAUGUAAAUGGUUUGGUUCUCAUUUGGUAUUGAAAGUAACAACAUUCCUGAUAAUAUUUCUUUUAUUUGUUGAAAUAAACUUUUGCACAUUCAGUUCAUACACCUGUGGUAUUCCAUGAGAAGAAGUGGCUAGUUAAUGUUUGAUUAAACACUUACAAUCACCUAAAGGAGUUUCACUUUUAAUUCUAUAAUAAAUUUUCAUGACUAUA